Peniophora sp. CBMAI 1063 is the source of this 2364-nucleotide messenger RNA. The record is from the annotation of a GenBank genome assembly. Lineage: Eukaryota; Fungi; Basidiomycota; Agaricomycetes; Russulales; Peniophoraceae.
AUGGCGUACCGUACAUUCCCUCAGAGUCGCGCCCAGGGUCCCCCUCGUCCUGUGCCGGGUCAUACCGUCGCUCCGGCGACCGCGGCCGCUUUGAACCCCAACGAUCGUGUUUUCGAAGCCGUUGUCAAAAGUAUAGAGAAUGCGCAGUCGGUCAUGUCGAAGAAUAAGGCUAGCCUCGACAAGACCAUGACCAACAAGGAGACGCGGAACAAGAUCAUCAGUAAAGCCAGCGGCGUUGUUAACGCCUUGCUCGACCCAGCGCAUCAGGUCGCGAACCUGCUCGACGGUAUCGGCGGCGUUUUCCCCCCGUGCAAGGUUGCAAGCAAUACACUUGCGGCUAUUGUCGAGUUGGAACAGAAUCGCAGGGACAACGACGUGAGAGUCGUAGUCAUUCACCUUGAAUUUUCUACCCUUCUCGCCACACUCGGGAGUCUCGAACCGGGAUUUACGCGAGUACAAAGCUUGGUCCAGCCCCUGGGGCAGAUCCUUGAUGGCAUUGACCAGCUCAUGAAAGAGUUUGGCGAGUUCAGCGAACGCUUCUACAACUCCAGCUUAUUCAAGUCCCGGAUCCGCCAUCUUCUUUUCGCGACUUCAAACAAGGCGUCUUUAUCCGACUUCCGCGUCAAGAUUGAUGGAUUCAGAGCCCAGCUGUCGCAUCUUCUGUCUCAGCAAGCGGUCCUAAUUCUAGCCGAUCACACCCGUGUGCUCGACUCCAUUGAGAGAAAGCUGACGCCUUUCUCGCGGUUCUACUCCUCUCUGACCACGGACGACGAGCUGAGCGCCGAGACGUUUGUAGCUGAGAAUGGCGGAGAGGAGAACGUGCAGACGGAUGACUACCUACUCGACGAGUUUGUACAACGCUUCGGCGAGUCCCUUUCUCCCGGUCUCAAGAAGAUCGUCCAGGAGUCAAUCGAGGACUCGUAUCGCCAGAGCCAGGCUACGUUCUUACUCAAGUUCAAGUUUGCUCUGGAGUCCAAGAUCGACGACUCGCAAGAAGCGAUACUGCUCGAGCUCAAGUCCGGCCCUCACGAAGCAAUCACCGAUCCAGACAUGAAAGCGAUCUGGAAGGAGAUCUCCGGGAAAGAGUCCAGUAUCAAGCGCCGCCGCUUCAUUGACGGCAUGAUCUACUUCUUCAAUCUUCAGUUUAAGCGUUAUCGUGCCGAGCAUGGAAAGGCUGACCGCCCUGACGCAUGGACGAGACGAAUCAUUAGCAAAGUUCCCUAUCACGCCGCUAUCGGCGAUGCCAUCGAUGACGAUGCCAGUGGCUACAUCUCGGUCGGCGAGGUACAGGAGUUUAUGCACCUCAAACCAGCUAAAUGGAGCACGGCCGAGUACAUCGCAUACUGGGCGUACGGGUGGGACGCCGACAACGGAUACUACAAUGAGCAAGUCAACAAGAUACUCAACCAACUGCAGAAGAUUUGCGAUGAAGAGGGUGCGAAUGCGACAUCGGUUGAGCAUUACCUAUCCGAGGUCAAGGACAAAGUCAUCGCCAUUACCAACUCAAUCUACGUCCUCAAUACACUCGAACCUACUCUCGAGCCCAAGAUGAAUGAGUUGCGCCGCCAAUGGCGCGAUAUCACUGAGAAGCAGAUCAAGCAGCGCCUGAAGACGGUUAAUUACAAGUUUGAGGAGUCGACUUUCACUGCGAUCGCCGGCAGUCAGCGCGUUGAGUCGACGUUCUUUCCCUUUGUGUAUCUCCUCCUCCUCCGCCACCAUGCCCUUUUUACCAAAGGUGAGACGUCGGAAGAAGCUAUGGAGGAAGCCAUCAACACGAUCAACGUACUCCUCGACGUGGUCGAGUCGCGGGUGGCAGAGCUCAAAGCUAUUUGGCGCCGUCAGCGUAUCGACCUUGAGAUACAAGUGCGCUAUUAUGCCAAUGGGAUGUUCGAGGAUUAUUACAAGAAAUACCUGAAGGACAACCUCGAUCGACAGGAGCUUUCUCUGCCAGUGACUGAAGACUGGGACGAAGAUGAUGAAUGGUCUUCUGAGGAGGAAGGUGGAGAGCUGGCGGAUCCUGACGGUGCACCGCUUCAGAGUGGCCAGUCCGACGCCGGCGGAGAGCAAGUUUCAUCGCAACGCCUGCACGAGGACGACGAGGUCGAAGAGGCAGGGCCCCGAGCGGACGACGAGGAGCAGGAGUACGGCCGUCAACAGUCGACCAAUGACGAGGAAGAUGACAACGGUUACCACGGGCGCACGCGUACUGGAUACGGCCGGCGCGACGAUGAUGAUGAGGGUAGUGACGGAGGGCCGUAUUCGACGAGCCAAGGCGAUGGCGAGAAUGACGGGGAUGAGGAUGACAACUACUCGCGCAGGCAGUCUCGCCGCCAACAAGGCUAUGAUGACGAUGAGGAUGAUUAG